CCUUUUUCAAGAGAGAGAAAGCCAAGAGAGAGAGAGAGAGAGAAUGUCAGGAAGAGGAAAAGGAGGCAAGGGAUUGGGAAAGGGCGGAGCAAAGCGUCACCGGAAGGUUUUACGUGACAACAUUCAAGGUAUCACGAAGCCGGCGAUUCGACGAUUGGCUAGAAGAGGUGGCGUUAAGCGUAUAAGCGGUCUAAUCUAUGAGGAAACACGAGGUGUGCUCAAGAUCUUUCUAGAGAACGUCAUUCGUGAUGCGGUUACCUACACCGAGCACGCUCGCCGGAAAACUGUUACUGCGAUGGACGUGGUUUAUGCUUUGAAACGUCAGGGCCGAACUCUGUACGGUUUCGGAGGUUAAGAGAAACUCGAGGUUCGUAGGAUUAGGCUUUUUUUUAAUGGAAAUCGUGUUUGCUACUUAGUUGUUAAUACUAGUGCUAUGUAUCGUCCAGUUGAAUCUCGUAAUGCAAUUCUAGUUUUACUUGC
Messenger RNA from Cynara cardunculus var. scolymus (artichoke), 480 nucleotides. Its product is annotated as histone H4. The transcript has a single exon. Bases 44 to 355 code for a protein of 103 amino acids. Gene Ontology annotation, biological process: nucleosome assembly. Gene Ontology annotation, molecular function: protein heterodimerization activity; DNA binding; structural constituent of chromatin. The record is from RefSeq and is a predicted model, not a curated record. NCBI's taxonomy places the organism in Eukaryota, Viridiplantae, Streptophyta, Magnoliopsida, Asterales, Asteraceae. Gene Ontology annotation, cellular component: nucleosome.